This is a messenger RNA of Lizanozyma spartinae, 2916 nucleotides long. RefSeq lists its product as uncharacterized. The transcript is spliced from 2 exons. Gene Ontology annotation, molecular function: oxidoreductase activity. The record is from RefSeq and is a predicted model, not a curated record. NCBI's taxonomy places the organism in Eukaryota, Fungi, Ascomycota, Pichiomycetes, Serinales, Debaryomycetaceae. The coding region runs from base 1 to 2916 and encodes 971 amino acids. Gene Ontology annotation, cellular component: cytoplasm.
AUGGUUCUGGGUGCUAACCCUAAUCUUGUGUUCUACGCCUGGCGUUUACAUAAAACUUAUUCUGUUGAUGUCACCAUAGUCAGCCGUAACAUCCCGGCUUCUACAAAGAACCUUAACUUCAUCUCGUCCACUUUGGGAAACGAAUCAUUUACUCCUUAUGGUGUUCACACCUCAUUGGCUGAAAUCCCAAAGGGGUCAUCAUCCUUUGAUAUCAUAUUUAUCAGUGCAAGUACACUUCAAGGAUUCCAAAGUCUUAUGACAGAUUUAGCUUCAUUCAUCACUCCAAAGGAAACCCUUAUCAUUGUGGAACUGUCAGGCUUUAUCAAUUUAGAACAGUUUGUUACUACCAAUUUCCCUGAUGCAAAUACAAAAAAUCCAAUACAUCAAGUGUGUUCUAUUAUGAAUGAUUCAGACAUUAAACAGCUGGUUCAAGAUUAUACAACUUUCAGACACCAAAGUUUAAGUCGUGAUAAUCGUAUCUAUAUUGGUACUUCAACUCCUGAUUCUAAAUUAGAUAACUUUACCAAUUUCCAUAGAGUUGUCAAGUUGUUUCAAAUGGUACAACAUGAUUCCCAGGAUAAUAUCAGUGUGUUGAAGACAUUAAAACCAAAGGAGUUUAUGACUUAUCAAUGGAAAUUGGCUUUACCAAGAAUCAUCUUCAACCCCUUACUGGUUAUCUUUGAAAUAGAAUAUCCUGAAGACUUUUCCCAGCAGAUCUUGUGCAAACCUUUGAUUUCAGGUUUGGUCAAUGAAUUGUUCAAAGUCAUCAAAAAAAUGGAUUGUAAAUUGGUUAAAGGCUUUGAAAAUGAAGCUAGUUUAUUGAAGAAUUGGUCAGAAUCAUAUCCUAAAAAAUCGUCUAAUCCUGAUUAUAUCCAUUGCAAUCAAAUGUUUUACGAUUAUUAUCAUGGCAAAACUGAUGAACUUAAUAUCGAUGUUUUACUUUUACAACCCAUUCUCUUGGCAGAUGACAAUCUUAUUAGAACUCCAUAUUUGGAAAACUUAUAUUCCAUGCUUUGCCAACUUGUUAAGGUGAACAGCAGUGGGAGUGCUUCGUCUAUCUUUUUUACCAGAAAAGGGGACCCUUCUAAUCAACUUCAAACCAAAAAUCAUAAUAAUAAUGUCGCUCGCUAUCAAGCCCAAGAAGAAGAGACUAAAAAGCAACUUAGCCAAAUGGAUGUUCGUCUCAACAUAUUAAAUACUGAUGUUAAGAAAUUGGAAGGUUCCAAAAAUCAAUUGGAACAAUAUCUUAACAACAAAUCAAAGUUUAAACAUCAAUUGGACACUGAAAUCGAAGGUUUAACCAAACAACUAUCUACAUUACAAGUUCAAAUCAGCGAGAGCCAAUUGAUGUUGAGUAAACAAGAACAACAGCAUAAUCAGCAAAGGGAGCUGAUACAAAAACAAGAAACAUAUUUGCAACAGAUUGAAGAACAAAAAAGACUCGCUCCACAACAACAAGAUUCUCACCCUCAUUCCACCACCAACAAGGCUGUUCCAAGUAGAGAUUCUGUUUUACAGAGAGAGAAUUUAGCUGAUUUAACAGACAUUGCCUUAUAUGGUGAACAAAUCAAUAACUCUACAGAAAAGGUUUUGGCAACCCCUAAAGUUAUGAGUAAUCAAAUGCCAAGUAGAGAAGCAUAUGAAGCAAAUGGCAAUGCCAGCGAACAUACAUCAUCAAAUGAUUUACAUGAAAGAGAAUUGGAAUUACAAAGACGUGAAAAGAGCUUAAUGAAUAGAGAAAUGGCAUUGCAACAGCAGCAGCAGAAUCAACAGCAUAAUAACCGGAUUCCUACACUGUUUAAUAACUACAACAAUGCUGGUAAUGGGAAUGGAAUGGGUGAUCAACUUCCACCACAUGGGUUACCAGCCAAUGGAAUGCCUUCAAAUGCAUUUCCACCCAAUCUUACAACUAAUACAGCCUAUCCACCUCAACCACAACAACAUAUGUCUCAACAGCCAAUGAUACAACAGGGAGGUUCUCAAAGACAAACACAUGGAGGAUCGCCUAAUGAAGUGAUUGGUAGAGGAUAUCCUCCCCAACAAAUGCCACCUCAAGGACAACAAAUGCCACCUCAAGGACAACAAAUGCCACCUCAAGGACAACAAAUGCCACCUCAAGGACAACAAAUGCCACCUCAAGGACAACAAAUGCCACCUCAAGCACAACAAAUGCCACCUCAAGGACAACAAAUGCCACCUCAAGGACAAAUGCCACUUCAAGGGCCUCACAACUACAGUCAAUCUGGCUCAAGAAUGAACUCUAUGACUUCGCAAUACUUUGAGUCAUAUUCUGGUGGUACUGGAAAUGGACAAGGAGGGUAUUAUGGACAACAUCCACUGUUUCAAAACGCCGCCCCUAUUGAUCCACUUGUUGAGCAGAGGUUCAAGCAGAACCCCAAGAAGCUGAAUCGUCGGUCGCAAUAUCCUCAAAUUAGCCAAGGUAAUAUGGAUGGUCUUGAUAUGGGAGGAAGAGGAGGAAUGCCCAUGCCCAUGUCUGGGAUGGGAAGCAAGCGUUCAAGUGUUGGAAAUGCAUUAAAUCUACAAGGACAAGGACCAUCUAAUGGAGGGUCUAAUGGGUUUGCACCUUCCGGACCAAGAAGAGUUAGCAGUGCAGGGAACUUACUUCCUGUUCAAGCUAGCUAUAGUCAACCAGCACAUACUCAGAAUAACUUGGUAGUUCCUCAAAGACACGGGCCUGGUCAAAGCCAACCACAGCAACAGCAACCACAGCAACAGCAACAGCAACAGCCACAACAAGAACAACAACAACAACAAUUCAAGACUUCACCCAAUUUGAACGGAACAGACUAUUCUAGUGCGCCGGAUGCCAAUGCUAAACCAUUAGGAGGAAUUAGUUCCUCAGCCACAUCUCAAGACCAACCAAAGAAGAAGGGAUUCUUUGGUAGAAAGAAGUGA